GGUCAGAUUUUGUGGUCAUGUAAACAUCUUUGGAUGACAAACCCGCGUGCAGCUAAGAAGCGGACAGGAACCAGUCCUGCUCCACUGGAGCUGCUCUUCAUUCUGCAGUUUUAUGCAGUACAGCGAUAAACCUGCACCUUUGGUUAUGACGGGGUAGGUUUAAUGUUUAGAGACAGUUUAGUGAAAACUCUCCCACCCUAAACGCUGUUGUUGAGCGUCUGACAGCUUCGCAGCUGUGUCAAGUUAGCCGGCUGUGUUGCUAGUAGUCCAGCUCGGCUAAUUUUUCCCCUCCUGGUGACGCGGCGCAAACAUACUUAACUAUUUCAUGCAGGAAUGUUUACGGUCACUCCUUGACAGCGGUUGACUCUUUUUCCACCAAUGACAUUGAUUCAAGAAGCUCAGAAGCUGAAGGCGGAUAAGGAGCAGGGAGACCCAUGUUCAAGCUUUGGGUGUGAAUCUCAACACCAUGUCCCUCCUGCUCAUAUCUUUAGUCUUUUUUCUGCUUGGGGUUGUCCUGUUGUGCAUAAUUUCCAGAUGGCUCAUCUGCAGCCUGGCUGUGCGAGCUUUCCAAGCUGCUCUGAAUGCUGAACUAAAGAUCAAAUCAGUAGGAUUUUUCUCCAUCCAGGGCGUAAGCGUCCACUUCCACCAGCAGCAUACUUUGGAAAUUGACAGGAUAUGGAUAUCAAGUAAACUUCUAAACCAAGAUUUACCGAAAUACCUAGCAUUGUGCGUCGGUGACACAAGAAUUAGGUUUGACCUGCAAGCCCCGGUGGGACCUCUGCUAAAGACAAGUCAUGGGAAAAAAUCCAGAAAGAUUUCCGUCAGCCCCAAAACACUACGCUUCCUGUCACAACUGCUGUCGUUCCACUUCAGCUCAAUCAAUGUGAUGGUGCUGAACCUCGCCUUGUCAGAGUCUCUGUGGCACAUGACAGUGAGCGGAAUUACCUUGUUGCUUGACCAUCAGAGCAAACGGUUGGCAUGGAACCUUUCAUUAGGCCAGUUAAGCAGCAAAGUGCUGAAGAGCAGUCAAUUGGACAUUUGUUUGGCAGAAGUGGCCCUCAGCCUGCUGCUGUCCGGAGACAUGUGCCUUCCAGAGAUGAAGCCGGGUUCUCUUACUCUGAAUGUGAGGACGCUCAUAGCAGAGCUGCACGAGGGGCUGUUCCUCAGCCACCUCCUGCUUCCCCCCACCCCUCCAAAGAAACAAGAUCCUGAUGCAUCUGAGUGUGAAAACAGUGCGUUCAUUCAGACCGAGGCCGUCGAACGGUUUCACCAGCUUCUUCCUCACGAUGUCAGAGUGGAAUUCGACAAAACUAACAUAACUCUGUCCAUGCACAGCCAGAAGAAACACUUGAACUGGACUUUGAAGUCUCUGAGAAUGUGCUACGCCCGUGACGAUGAGCAGCAUCCGCUGAAAAGCUUCACUCCGGAGCUGAGUUUUCCACAGAGCAGCUUGGAGAUCGUUCUUGAUGAUGGACUUCUCCUUUCUCAAAGCAGACAGAGGAUUCUUUGUGUUAACAGUCUUAAGACAUCCCUUCAGGUUACAUCCCUUGACAUUUCGGGGUCAUUUAUAGUCAACACUUGCAUCAUUCACUACCGUCACCAGGAGUUUGCACACUGGUUGAACCUGUUUCCAUGGAAACGACUUUUUCACAGGAAGGCAGCUCACAGAAGAAGUCCGUUAGAUUAUCUGCCCACCCCUUCUUUCCUCAGGCGCCUCCCUCAUCUGGAUGCUCCUGUGAUGAUCAGCUCCUCCGUGUCCAACGUGAACGUGUCUGUUCAGCUAGGAGACACCACGCCUUUCGCUCUGGGCUUCAUAUCUGUUGAUGCAGAGCUGCAGCAUCUUCGUGACCUUAAAGUCGACAAAGACUUGGGAUCCCAAAAUUUGGUUCUGCACCAGAGGGCAGCGGUGUCCCUGGAAAACUUUUGGUGGAGAGUGGGUCAGGGCUCUCACAUUCAACAGGCCCCCCACCCUCCUGGUAAACAUGUGUGGGGUGAAGCCCUAAUUAUAGAUUACCUCAGUCUCCAGGGGAGUUUGAACCGACCCCACACAGAGGCAAGUUGUCAGUCUCCUCCGAGUCUGAGCGUGGAAUCGAACCUCAAGGGUCUCCAAGUGGAGCUUUCAGAGACGUGUGCGCUGUGUCUCUCCCGCCUGUUCUCCAUGGUGCAUCUCCCCCCUGACACAGAGCUUCAGCAUCCAGAUGCAGCGGUGGUGUCCCCCCCUGGUGGCAGAAGUGUUGCCUCUCCCUCCCCUUCACAGCUGCUCUUCAAACUGGACUGCAAUCUGGAAGAGGUUAACGUGUUCACGCUGUCCAAUCUGGCAGGAGCGGUGUCUUUGCGAACGGACUCUUUCAGAGUGUUGAGUUCAGCCGAAAGCUCCCGAGUGUCUCUGCAUGGUUUGAGCUUGUCUCUGGUUAAGACGCUCACAGAGAACAUGGAGACCUGCUGCCCGGCUUCUCAAACCCCCAACCCUGUCGUCAAUCUUGUGGCAAUAACAGUUUGGUAUCACAUCACCACUCAUACCUUACAGGUUCAGUGUGACGACGGGCUUACGGUUGAUUGGUCUCCACCGGACCACAUGACUUUUUACCAGCACGUGACUGAAGCUCAGGCUUGUUGGCGUAUGCUGCGCACAGAAGCAGAUGGGAAUGAAGCAGCGACACCUGAGGGCGGCGAUGCAGCAUCAGCUCAGGCGAAGGCCUUGUGUGUUCGUCUUGAAAUGAGCUCCGCCCGUUUAACAGCCCACGUCAGUGAGCAGAACUACAUUCUGCUGCUCAUUGAAGAGCUUUCGGUGUCAAACCACGCCGGGACGGUUCACAUUCGCACGCCCUCACUGAUCUUCAACUUUGACGGCAACAACAUAGUGUCCUUCAAUGGUCUGGACGUGGAGGCGCACGCUGAGCUGACUGAGAUGCAGCUGCACAGGGACACCUUCCCCUUCCUCACCACUCCUCACAACCGUGUCUGGGUCUUCACGUGUCCUUCUCUGUCCAUUGAGUUUCCAUAUCAGUACAAUUUCUCCAGGACUUUUGACAAGGCCAUCAGUGUGCAGAAGUGGCUGAAGUCUCUCCACCUUUCCAGUCGGACCUCGACGGCUGAACGCCUGCCUCCCGAUCUUGUGUUUAAAAUUUCUCAGUUUUCUUUUGUCUUCCUGGAUGAUGUGUUUGAAAUCAAGCUGCGAGAUAACUACGAGCUCAUGAAGGACGAGAACAAGGAAAGCGCAAAGCGUCUGUUGCUUUUGGACAAGAAGGUGGCAGAACUUCGCAGGCAGCAUGGAGAACUUCUGCCUGCCAGGAAGAUAGAGGAGCUUUACAGUUCUCUGGAGAAAAAGCACAUAGAGAUCUACAUCCAGCGUUCAAGACGCCUCUAUGUAAACACCCCCAUGAGGAAGUCGCUGCUGACCUGGACCAUCUCAGACUUGGAGUUGGUAGCACUGGCUGAUCAUUCUCUUCACGGACCAGAGAAGGUGAGGGAGCAGCUGAGAGACCUCGAUGGGAUCAGUCCCUUCCCCCGAGACGGACUUCCUCUGGUGAUCCAGUGGUGCCGGGCUGUCAAGUUUAAACUGUCUGCAUUUUUGGUGAGGAUUCGUGACUAUCCACGCUACCUCUUUGAGAUCCGGGACUGGGUUCUGUCGGGACGUCUGCUGGGGACAGAGCAGGACGGACAGCCGAGAGCUACUCGCAAAGAGACCAUCCCUCUCGGCCUACCAUGGGGAGACGUGACUGUCCGCAGAAAUGUGCCCCCGCUCAAGUUCUACUACGAUUUUAAAUCCACCAUCUACAGUUACACCAUUGUGUGGGGGCCGUGUUGGGACCCUGCUUGGACUCUGAUCGGGCAGUCAGUCGACCUUCUGACAAAACCCACAGUAGACCCCUCUCCUCCUCUGACCUGGUGGGACAAAAGUCGUCUCCUGCUGCACGGACGCUGGGUCAUGGACAUUGAACAGGCUAAUCUACAUCAGCUGGCUACUGAAGAUCCCUAUAACACCACAGAGAACUUGCAUUGGGAGUGGACCUGGCUGAACUUUGACUGGACUCCUGGUCAGUUUGUUUUCAAAGGAAACUUGAAUGUUAACGUCAGGACGGCGUCAAAGUAUGAUGAUAUCUGUUUGUUAAAACUGCCCAACCUCUGCAUGACCCUCGACCUCCAGUGGCUCUGUCACGGCAACCCCCAUGACCAUCACGCCGUGAUGCUCUGCUGUGCAGAGAACAUCGCAGACGUGAUUUCCGGUCUGCCUCACGACUCCUACAGAGCUUUCCGCUCGGAGAACCUCAACCUCUCCAUCACCAUGGACCUUAACCAACACAGUGGCGCCGAGCCUUCGCUGCCUCAGAUCGUUCUGUACAGCAGCACUCUGCGCUGGAUGCAGAACUUCUGGGCCACCUGGACGAGUGUGUCCCGACCGAUCUGCAGAGGAAAGCUCUUCCACAGCCUGAAGCCGGUCCGCAAAAAACUGGGUCAGCACUACAAACAGAUGUCUUACACUGCCGCCUUCCCUCAGUUACAGGUUCUCUACUGGGCUUCCGUCGCCCAGCAGAGAGGAAUCCAGGUGGAGUGCAGCAAAGGGAACGUCUUUACCCGUGGAACGCAGAGACUUAUAUCGCAGGCUGGCACUGUGAUGAGAAGGCUGAUAUCUGAGUGGAAUGUGACUCAGAUGGUGAGUGAACUCUCGCAGGUGACGGUUCACCUGAUGGGGUCCGCCUGGGAUGAAACGGCAGACAACCAGGUGAACGCUCAGAAGAAGACGACCCAUCUCGUUAGCCUGUCAUCUCUGAGCUACCAGCGGCAGAGUAAACGCAUGGAUGAGGAGGUGUCAAAGGAUGAAACGAACGCCUCUUACACUCACAAACUGCGGCUGGUGGACCUCCGUGCUUCCUGGACCACCACCAACAGGAACAUAGCUUUUGGGCUUUACGACGGAUACAAAAAGGCGUCUGUGCUGAAGAGAAAUCUCUCCACUGAAGCUUUGAAGGGUCUGAAGAUCGACACACAGCUGCAGACCAAGAAGCUCAAGCGCUCUCCAUCCUACUACUCCCCAACUACUACUCCUACUACACCCGUUGUCCCCACUGUGAAUCGAGCAGAAAAGAGUCAAAAUGAAGGAACAUCGAUGCUCCAGAAGCUGAUUGAGGAAACCGAUAAGUUUGUGGUGUUUUCGGAGGAGGACUCUGGAGUGAGCGACCAGCUGUGCGGCACCGCGGCCUGUCAGACGGAUGAUGUUUAUAACCGCAACUGGUUUAUUGAAUUGGUUAACUGUCAGAUGAUGCUCCGCGGCACGGAGACAGCGGGCUGUGUGCUGGUGUCUGCUGCAAAAGCUCAGCUCCUGCAGUGUGAGCACCACCCCGCCUGGUACAACGACACCUUAAAGCAGAAGACCACCUGGACCUGUCUGCUGGACUGCAUGCAAUACUUUGCAACCAUGGAGCUCAACCCGUCUGAACAAAUGGACAAGCAGCUCUGGCUGGAAGUGAAAAACAUAGAGGAGCACCGGCAGCGUAACAUGGACUCUGUUCUGGAUCUGAUGGAGGGCGGUCAGGCAGUGGGAGGAAUGGUUAGCACCACUACAGAUUGGAACCAGCCUGCUCAGGUGAACGAGUCUCAGCAGGUUCAGCGGAUCAUCUCUCGCUGCAGCUGCAGGAUGCACUACAUCAGUUACAGCCACGACAUCAACCCCGAGCUGGCCACCCAGAUCAAACCUCCAGAGCUGAGCAACAACCACCAGAAGGAGGACCUGCUGAACAAGCAGGCUGGGGCUGUGGACACUUUCACUCUGAUACAUCACGACCUGGAGAUCUCCACUAACCCGGUUCAGUACGCUAUGAUCCUCGACAUCGUCAACAACCUGCUGCUUCAUGUGGAGCCCAGGCGCAAGGAACACAGCGAGAAAAAGCAGCGUGUGCGUUUCCAGCUGGAAAUCUCAAGCAACCCGGAGGAGCAGCGGAGCAGCAUCCUACACCUGCAGGAGGCUGUCAGGCAGCACCUGGUUCAGAUCAGACUCCUGGAGAAGCAGAUUUACUCCAAUGAAAAGGCUCAACCGGAGGAUCAAGCCAACGAGGAGCUGACAGAGAUCAACACGCAGCUCCAGGACCAGCUGAGACAGGAAAAAAACGACAUGCAGAUGAAGAGCGAAGAGCUCAACAUCCUCAUCAGGUGUUUUAAAGAUUUCCAGCUGCAGCGAGCCAACAAGCUGGAGCUGCGUAAGCCUCCGGAGGACGUGAGCGUGGUGCGGAGGACGGAGAUUUAUUUCGCUCAGGCUCGCUGGUGUCUGACGGAGGAGGACGGACAGCUCGGCAUUGCUGAGCUGGAGCUGCAGCGGUUUAUGUACAGUAAGCUGAACAAAUCAGACGACACAGCAGAGCAUCUAUUGGAGCUUGGGUGGUUCACCAUGAACAACUUGCUGCCAAAUGCAGCUUAUAAGCGGGUCCGGGUUGUACUUCGUCCUCAGAGCAACUGCCAGUUGGGGCGCCAGUUUGCUUUGCGAAUCUUCAGCAAAGUGCGGCCACCUGUGGGAGGCAUCUCUGUGAAGGAGCACUUUGAGGUGAACGUGGUGCCUCUCACCAUCCAGCUCAUGUACCAGUUCUUCAAAAGAAUGAUGGGAUUUUUUUUCCCAGGACGAAAUGUUGAAGAAGAGGAGUACGCUGAUGAGGAAGACAAGUUUAGACUGGUUACUACGGGUAUCCCCGUCAAACCCCGCUCAGAUGACACCAUGACGCCCAGCAAAAGCGUCACUCAAGGAUUGAACCGCACCGCCGGGGUCCGAAAGUCGUUCAGGAAAGCUCCAGAGCAUCCAGUUGAUGACAUCGAUAAGAUGAAGGAGCGAGCUGCCAUGAACAACUCCUUCAUCUACAUCAAGAUCCCCCAAGUGCCGCUGUGUGUCAGCUACAAAGGAGAGAAGAGCAGCGUGGAUUGGAAAGACUUGAACCUGGUCCUGCCUUGUUUGGAGUAUCACAACAACACCUGGACGUGGCUCGACUUCGCCAUGGCUGUGAAAAGAGACAGCCGGAAAGCGCUUGUAGCGCAGAUGAUCAAGGAGAAACUUCGCCUGAAGCCCGCGGCGGGCUCGGACCUGCGGGGGAAAGUGUCUGAGGGAAAGGCUGACAACAGCCUGCAGCAGCAGGAGGAAGAUGAGAAGGCGCGACUCCUCAUCGGCCUCAGCUCUGCAGACAAGAGCUCCACCAAAAAGAGCAUCUUCAGUCGCCGCAAAUGACGUGGAAUCCCCUCUGUGUUUGGGAUUGAACCAUCACUCUGUCUUUGUGACUCCCAAAGGGAAAAGCCUUUGAAAUAGUGUUUGAGGACACACCAUUUCUGCCUGCUGAACUUUAUUUUUGAAAAGUUGUGUUUUCUGUUUGUCCAUGCAGGCAACUCAAAAUGUAUGUUUUCAAUUCAUGUUUGUCUUUGUGUGAAUUCUGCUACUAUGGAAGUAACGAUCACUGUGGCUGCAUCAAAUGCAGUUUGGAAGAUACCAUUAUGUAGCGAGCACUUCACUGGGGAUGAUCUUCUGCAUCUGCUGAUGGAGAGAUGAAAGCGGCACUUCCUGCUGGCUCGGGAAAACACUGAAUGUCCGAUUCUGCGAAAGCAAACUGAGAGCACCUUCAUCGCUGAGAACUGUACGAGUCCGGUUCUUGAACCCUCCGAGGAAAUAUACUAAAGUGUGUUCUGUCAUUUCAGGCUAAAUGUGGCUGUGUGAAUGUUACUCUGACAUGAAGGCCUUUUUGUUUUUCUCUAACGUCAUUUUAUUUCGGAGUUUGCUCCCCACGCCGUGCUUUUUUUUUUUUUUUUUUAUGUAUGUCACCUCAGUGCAAUUUAUCAAGAACCGCAGCAAACAUGCUCCCGUGUUGUUCAGCGUGACACUGGAAUUGUGGGGAAAACGUUGCAGCUACUGGCAGUAUCUGUAUAGUUUUUAAUCCUGUUUUGAUAUUUUUGUAACAACAGUUGCUUUCUGUUGUCCCUUUUUGUGUCCCUGAGCUCCUGACAUUUCCCUCCGUCUGCAUUCGGGCGACCCGGCGGCAGCUGCUGGUUUUACGUUCCUGUCAGAACUUUGGCUUUUCUUGUUUAUCAAUGAAAGUGUUAAUUAAUACGAUUUUGUUUGUGGAUGGUGAAUAGAAAAUGAAUGAUUGAAAAUCUGACGGCUUAAACCAGAGUUAAACUGAUUUUUCUCAGCUGGUGUAAUGACGAAUGAGGAGAAUUAAAAUGUGUGUUAGAACCAGGACUGCAAUUUGUAUUUUUAUUUUAUUUUUAUUUUGUUUUCACAUGAAAAUAAAUAUUUCAAUACAUAA
This is a messenger RNA of Oryzias melastigma (Indian medaka), 8273 nucleotides long. RefSeq names its product protein KIAA0100. The record is from RefSeq and is a predicted model, not a curated record. The transcript is spliced from 41 exons. Lineage: Eukaryota; Metazoa; Chordata; Actinopteri; Beloniformes; Adrianichthyidae. The coding region runs from base 467 to 7204 and encodes 2245 amino acids.